Messenger RNA from Striga asiatica, 588 nucleotides. NCBI's taxonomy places the organism in Eukaryota, Viridiplantae, Streptophyta, Magnoliopsida, Lamiales, Orobanchaceae. The record is from the annotation of a GenBank genome assembly.
AUGGAGUCUAUGGACACAAGGAGUCUGUUACGGUGUCGAUGCUAUUUCUUAGGUAAGCUUUCUUUUCUAAUUUUAGUACUUUUGCAACUUAGCUCAUUGGAUGACUACGGGCCACACACGAGGAGGGAUGAAUCGAGAAUAACUUGGGUGUACAAGGGCCUGCUCAUCCAGCAGAAGGUAGAGGCUGUUGUGGCUGCAAUCCAUUGCUGUGAGUUUUCGAUUUUGGAAAAUGGAUUCUUGGACAUUUUUAAAUCCGAGUUUAAGCAUCUAUGUACUUAUGCACUUUACUACUUGAAAAAAAAAAAAUUGAAGCAAAAUGAUUCUGGCGCCUUGGUCUACUUCCAGUUGGUUUUUGGACUUCUGACCUUUGCUGUAAUAAGCUUAUUCAAAGACAACGUGCUUAAAUUCCAUCAGUAUACAUCACCCUUUCACAAUAUUCGAUUUGUGCUGGUUGUAACAUGGAAAUUGGCAAUGGAACAUUUUAAGUUUUCUGAGUGUUGUCUGGCAUCCAGAAUGCAACUUAUAUCGGACUAUGAGUCUAUGAGGCACGGUGAUUCUAUCCAUGAAACAUUGCUAAAUAACUUAUAG